Molecule: messenger RNA, 1127 nt
Organism: Melanaphis sacchari
Lineage: Eukaryota; Metazoa; Arthropoda; Insecta; Hemiptera; Aphididae
Product: serine/threonine-protein phosphatase PP1-beta catalytic subunit
Exons: 7
Coding region: 142-1119 (325 amino acids)
Cellular component (GO): cytoplasm; nucleus
Molecular function (GO): protein serine/threonine phosphatase activity
Source: RefSeq, a predicted model, not a curated record
GGGACGUGUUGAGGCGGCGUACGACCCCCUGAUUUUCAAUUGAUACACCAAAUCAUUAUUCAUUCAAACGUUAAACAAAUUCAGAUAUUUUGUCAACAAAUCGUGUUAAAUUCGAAAUCCAUACAAGGUUUUCCGUCCACAAUGGCAGACGGUGAACCAUUAAGUAUAGACAGCAUAAUCGCACGACUAUUAGAAGUAAGAGGAUGUCGACCUGGUAAAACAGUACAAAUGUCUGAAGCAGAAGUCCGAGGAUUAUGUUUAAAAUCUAGAGAAAUAUUUUUACAACAACCAAUUUUAUUAGAUUUAGAAGCACCUUUAAAAAUAUGUGGAGAUAUACAUGGACAGUAUACUGAUUUGUUACGCUUAUUUGAGUAUGGAGGCUUUCCUCCUGAAGCAAACUAUUUAUUUUUGGGUGAUUAUGUUGAUCGUGGAAAACAGUCCUUGGAAACUAUAUGUCUUUUAUUAGCAUACAAAAUAAAGUAUCCAGAAAACUUUUUUCUUUUACGAGGCAAUCAUGAAUGUGCAAGCAUAAACAGGAUCUAUGGUUUUUAUGAUGAAUGUAAAAGACGUUACAAUAUAAAAUUGUGGAAAACAUUUACUGAUUGUUUUAAUUGUUUACCUAUUGCGGCUAUUAUUGAUGAGAAAAUAUUUUGUUGUCAUGGCGGACUAAGUCCUGAUUUACAAGGAAUGGAACAAAUUAGGCGUAUUAUGCGUCCAACUGAUGUCCCAGAUACUGGUUUAUUAUGUGAUUUAUUAUGGUCUGAUCCUGACAAAGAUGUAACAGGUUGGGGAGAAAAUGAUAGAGGUGUUUCUUUCACGUUUGGUACAGAUGUUGUAGCAAAAUUUUUAAAUAGACAUGACUUAGAUCUCAUAUGUAGAGCACAUCAGGUUGUAGAAGAUGGUUAUGAAUUUUUUGCCAAAAGACAAUUGGUUACAUUGUUUUCUGCCCCAAAUUAUUGUGGAGAAUUUGAUAAUGCUGGUGGAAUGAUGUCUGUUGAUGCAACUCUAAUGUGUUCAUUCCAAAUUUUGAAACCAUCUGAAAAGAAAGCAAAGUAUCAAUAUUCUGGAUUAAAUUCUGGAAGACCGGCUAGUAAUACAACUGCUGUGAAAAAGAAAUAAAUUGUUUU